ACCUAAGUUUGUUCAAGGCUCAGCACAGAUCCUAAUGCAAAAUGUCAGCUCUACAGAAGACUAUAUGGUGGAAUAAUACAGCUGUAGGCACACAAUAGUGGCAUGGUGGCAGGAAUAAGAGGCUAAUAAGUGGUGGAUGUGAGUCACUCAGACUGCGCUGUGAACGGAGGCGUGCAGUCAGCUGGAGCUCUGACAGAGAGGGAGGACCAGAGCUGCAGGAUCGGCUUCAGCGUGUCGCCUGUGUGGAGGUGUUGUAGUCAUGACAGCCUCAGACUCCGGCCAGAUCCUCCACUGUCAGUAGCUCCCUGCAUACUACGGACCCAUCGCCGUUUCGUCAGAUUGUUUUUAUCCCGCAGCGAGGCUCCGGACCGUGCUCGGUGCGCGGCGCAGGGAGCUCAGGCAUGCUCUCUGUCUCGGCUGGAUAAGCUGCUGUCUGGGCCGACGAUCGCUUCGCUACUUGAGGGAAUCAAAGUUGGUGCAAUGGAGACUUGUGGGAGCGAUGCGACGGUCACAUGCUUGGGGAAAGCUGAGGACAGAGACGGAUACUAUGAUCUGGAGCAUCUGCCUCCUCUGCUGGAGGAUGAGGAGAAUGUGUCUCUGGCAGACAUCCUCUCUCUGCGGGACAGCUGUCUGUCUGAGGAGGAGGUGUGGGCGGUUUGUGCAGAGUGUGUUCUGGCCCUGCAGAGCAUCAGACCCUCCCACCUCUUCCACACCCUGUGCAUAACACCAGACACUCUGGCCUUCAACGCCCAUGGGAAUGUUUGCUUCAUGGAGCUGCUAAGUGACGAUCCAGAAGGCUCCUUUGUGCCUCCUGAGUUCGACAACACCGGCAGCACUUUUGAGGGCCAUGUUUAUUCACUGGGCUCUACGCUUUCUGCCACACUGAACUUUGUCAUCGAGCCAGAGCUGGAAGCAGAUAUGGGAGAAGAAAUCCAGAAGCUGUUGGAGCAGAUGCAGGAGGAGAAACCUGAGGACAGGCCGCUCUUGCAGGAUAUCCUGUCUCUGGCUGAAGCCCGGCUCUCUCAGACCUCUUCCACAGCUGUGUGCCGGAAACUGUCUUCAAUUGGACGACGCGUGCUCUCCAUUGAAUCGGUUUCAAACUUUCAAGAUGGACAGGAAGGCUCCUGGGAAGCAAGAUGGCAGCAUUCCAAACCCAGAUGUCUUCUUAAAAGACUGAGCUCAGAUGAUAACAGCAAAGACUUGCCUGAUAGCUCUGUUAAGACAAACGGUCUCUCCAGGCAGCAGCUGUGCGGGGGCUGGGACUCCUCUCUCUGGGCUGAGGACAUGGAGAGCUGUGAAGGAGACGGCAUGAUCUUGACAGAUGAGAUGGACUGCAGAUCCCACAACAGCUCCCCGGUGAGGAGGAGAACCCAACAGAGGCAGAGCAGGGUGAGGGGGGCCCUCAACCGCUCCUGCUCAGUCCCAGACUCCAACAACCCCCCCUGUCUUUCCCCUCCAGCACAUGGAGAUAUCAGCAUACCUGUUUCUGACCUCACUGAGAUCGGAGCAGACGAACACUUGAGCUGCAAGUCUGUGUGGAGUAACAGACUUCAAAGACUCAACCGGGGAAGGUCCUGUGAGUCUUACCCACACUGUAGCGCUGAGGAUUGUGAGGAAAUGUCGCCCACAAAUAAGGAAGCUGCAGAGACAUUAUGCAUCGAAGAAACUAAUAUGCAAGAGUGCCACGAAAGUCAAUCCGAGGACUGCAUUCCGGACUUAGCAUCGUCUAGUGCUUCCUGUGAAGAACUGGAACUGGAGCAGGAGUCUUCUGGGGAGCAGAGCUCGCUGAACUACAGCCUCUACAUUCCAAAUAACCACAUGACCAAAAGCAUGCUGUGCCUGAAUGAAGAAUCUCAGGAUGAGUGGAUCUCUCUAAGAGAGUUACUCACUCGUUGUGAACGGCGGCUGACAGUUAAUGAACUGUGGGCACUGUGCUACACCUGCCUGUCCUCACUGCAGACCUACAUCGAUUUUCCAGCCUACUUAUGCUUGGAUACAGUGUAUGUGGGCUGCGAGGGAGAGGUGCUUUUUCUGAAACCUAAAAACACAGGACCCCGAGAUGAAUUUUAUCUCGCUCCUGAAUAUCAAGAACAUGGAAUAGUGACUGAGAAGGUUUGUGUGUAUGGGGUUGCUGCUAUUCUCUGGGCCACAGCCAAGUUCAGUUUAUCACCUAAUCAGAAGCUGGCGAUGCCUCGCAAACUGAAGAGGCUGCUGUUAGAGAUGGCUAAGAGGACGCCCAUUGAGAGACCUACCAUUGCUAUGGCUAAAAAAUGCUGUCGUGACUACUUAUCACAUCAGGAGACAAAUGCUGAGACCGUAUGGAGCAGCCUUAUUAACAGAGUUCACCCACCCGCUUCAAAACCCAGUGAUGCAGAAGAUUUGAAUGCAAUGGAAACGCCUCAAAUUUCAUGUGAAGAGUCUCCACAAAACAACAGUGGAUUUGUGCCCAUGGCCACUGAGAGCCGACUAGCUCCUGUGCCUGGCCCUGUUCCCCACAGCUAUCCAGUCAGUAAAGAACUCCACCUCCCAGAAGCCUUCACUUCCACUGCCACACAUUUCACCCCCAUCAUUCUGACCAAUGAAGGGGACUUACAGGAGGAGAGCCAAGAUCUUGGAGCUGCCAAUGAAGGGACUGUCAAUGGAUUUCCAAAUAGCAGUGACCACAUCACGGAGAGCGGCCUCAGUUUUACUCCAGCCUCUGAGCACCCAACUCAUACUGAACCCAGUCUACAUACAGAAGAGUUAACUCACUGUCAGGCGAUCAUAACUUCAUCUUCUACAACUUCCAGCAAAAUUCUGGUCGACUCUCCUUCUACUCUCUCUGAUAUUUCCCGCCUUGAAGUCUCUCUUCCUCUGCCAUUAUCCACUAACUUCAACGGUUGUGGUGUUUUCAACAAUUACCUCUUUCGGCAGGAUCCUACUACAGGACAUCUUUCUUUAGUGCCUGUGCAGGUCAGGGCUCCUGAGUCUCUCCUCGGUUUGGAUAUAAAUCUUGCUCUGGUCCCACAGCCUUUGCAGAAGCUGAUCACAGUCCCAGGGACCACUGAUGGUCCAUUUAUUGACUCUCCAAAUGUGCCCGGAAGGCCUGGACCCCAGGAAUGUGGUCUACCACCAUCUUAUUUCAGUAAUAGCUCAGUCAUGUCUGACAGCAGGUUGGGGCACACUGAGCUCAGAGGGUACAAUGGACACACAAAUCCAAGAUCGCAAGAUAAGAGUCUGACUCCUUCAGAGUCCACCUCCCCUAAAGUCCACCCAGCCCUACAGGAGGUGAUUGACCUGCUCAAGGGAGAGUUUUCACUUGAUGGAUAUUUGGACGAUGGGCUUGAGGACGUUGCCAUGGGGGAGUACAUCUUCUCUCUGAAAGACCUUCAGUACCAGGUGUUUGCCGGCGUCGUGAAGGAAAGGUUCAGCGAUCUGUACUGGGAGGACGACUUGCUGGCUGUAUUACACUGUCUGGUCAACUAUAGCCCAUCCACGCUCGGCUCUAAUGAGCAGCCUCCAUCAAAGGAUGUGAAAAGGACAGCCCUUACCCCACCACUGAUCGCCGCUGUCUGGAGGGGGAAGAGAGAAAUUUGCCUGCACAGCUGUCUAGAUCUGAAUGGAAACAUUCACACGUCCAGUCCUGUUGUAGUGGAUUCUUGGGAAGGAACCGAGGGACGGCCCUGUCAUGAGGAAAAUGAGACUUCACUUGAAGAUGCCGAAUUAAGAUCAGAGCCAAGUCAGCAUCGUAUCUGUCAAGGUGUGAAAGCUGACAGUUCAGACUCAGGGGUCAUGGAGGGAGGAGAGCACUCAGCAGGGCGCAGCGAUGAAAGCCCCUCUGAAGCUGAGUUUCUAUCGGGCAGAGAGGACGUGCUGACAGGAGCCCACGAUGAGCAGAUGAGCCCCGACUUCCCGGAGGAUAUGGAGGACAGCGACUCUCUGGUGUCAGAGCAGCUUCUCUCCCCUGGAUCCAGAGCAGAGGGUCCGGGGCUCAGCUUCAGCCCCGACUGGGCCUUAGCCUUUUUUGCAGAAGAUUGUUUCAGCCCAGAGGUGAUCCAGUAUGCGGUAAAUCUGGGACAGCACACAGGAUCGCCGUGUCUGAAUGUGAAAACACAGGAACUGCAGCAGCAGCUGAUAAUUGAAACAAGGAAUCUAAAGAAAACAAGAAAUUUUUAUCAAAAGCUGAUUCACCAGGAGAGAAAAAACAAAGGUUGUGAGAGCAAAGUAAUGCUCUCCAAACUCAAGCUGCAUCUCGAAGAGCUGAAAUCCAAGGUUGUCUUCUUGGAUUCUGUGAAGAAAUACCUUGAGAUCCUGAGUGUGGACCAGUGGGGUUUGGAGGUUUCAUUACUGCCCUCUUUGGCUGUGUGUGAACCUGACUCUCUGGACCUUCAGUCCUCUGAGGACCCCUCUGUUCUUAGCUUUGGUUCCAGCAAAGGGAAGAGCACUCUGCUGGCUGGGUCUCCUUCGGGCCUCAUGGCUUACCUCUACGCCAGAAAUGCUGCUGUUGAGGGCUACAUCCAGCAGUUCUUGUAUACUUAUCGUUUCUUCUGCACUCCUGAGCAGUUACUGCGAUUCAUAAUGGAUAAAUUCAUCUGUGCUGCAAGGGAAGCUCCAGAUAUGUCAGAAGACAGUGAAAGAGUCUUCCAUCGCAGUUUGGACCUGCUCCAGUUCUGGAUAACGGACUGUAAACCAGUAGACUUCACACCAAAGUCCAGCCUUGUGGACAUAUUAGAAAACUUCCUUAAUACUGAGGUGAUUCCUGUUGACAGCCAAGGCGAGGCUCUUCUUGCUGGUCUUCACGGCCUUCCAAAUAUGACUACUGCAAGUCAGUUGAGGGGAAGCCUACUCAGCCUUGAUGAAGACGAUGACUCUGUGUGCUUGCAUUCAUCUACCGAGGAUCUUGGCAGAAAGUGGAGGAUCUCACGAAUUAUGGAGUCUUCUCCAUCCAUGUCCAAAGACAAGGCCUUCUCCAUUGCUGCAGCCUUGCCCAAGCCUUGCUACAGCUCCCUGAUGGAUGACGUCUCUAAUGUUUGCCUGCAUAGUGAAGAGCGACUCCCUUUCAGCCAGAAUGAAUACAGUGCACAGCAUAUAGCCCAGCAGCUCACCCUCCUGCAGCAGGAGAUAUUCCAAGGAUGUCAUCCAGUUCAUUUCCUCAACUCCAGAAUACAAGGAGUCAGGGACAAAGUCUUGGCCCUGAACAAGAAUGUGUCACCACACAUCCCACCAGCAGAGAGCAGCAGUGUGCUGUUACAUGAGGAGACACCAUCAAACACCCACCUUCAGCAGCUGCUCACAUAUGCUGACAGUGUCGCUAACUGGAUCUCUGCUGAAAUAGUCAUUUGCGACUCUGUCAAGACACAAGUUGCUUUGCUGACGAAGUAUCUGUGGAUAGGAAAAUACUGCUACGAAUCACGGAACUUUGCCACGGCCAUGCAGGUCCUCGGAGGCCUGGAGAAUGUGAUUGUCAGGCAAUUACCAGCUUGGAAGCAUCUGCCUUCUAAGGUGUGUGAGAUCCUGGAGGAGCUACGAGCUGUGCAGGUUUUUCUGAAGAGUGAUGACCUGUGUCUUAUGGGGGGAGAACACAUGAAGAAGAGGCCCACCCUGCCGUCAGCACACAUCCUGGCCAUGCAUGUCCAGCAGCUGGAGAUCGGAGCCUUCACACUCACUACUGGAGCUUACAAGUGGACCAAACUCAGGAGCAUAGCAAAGGUUGUGAGUCAGGUCCAUGCCUUCCAGGAGGCUGUCUACCCUUACACCCCAGACAGGGAACUGCAGGCGUACCUUCGUCUGCGAAUCGCCCGGUUUGCCACAGCUGACAUCCACCGCUUGGCCGGCAACAGCGAUGCCAACUUUCAGCAGUCGAGCGAGCGACAAACGCGGAGGAUCCAGGACAAGCUGAGGAGGGUUAAGGCCACUUUCCAGUGAGACCUGCCUCCGUCACACUUCUGAGCCCAGAGUCAGACACCAGCACCAGGUCAACAUCCCAUGUCAAAGCCCAGUCUAUGGCUCCGAGCCCAGACCACAGCCUUCUGUUGUCCUGGCAGCAGAGCCGAGAGGACCAGAAAACUUUUUCUAAUGUUAUGUGUUCGCUAUUUGUCACUCCCUAACAGAAGUCAGUAAUAUUAGUUUAGAUUUCUGGGCAAACUUCAUCCUUAACUUACACCCAUUAUACACAGGUUUUGGUAGUGAUCCCACAUCUGGUUGAUUCUGACGGAGGCAUAUUUUCCUACAUAAUGGCAAAAAUAGUGGGUGAUGUCUGUAAUUGGCAAUGAUUCUAUCUUAACUCAUACUGACACUCUUUGUCAUUAUUUGUGCAGUGAGCCUGUGAUUUUCUAGUUAAGGCCUCCAUAUAAUCAUAUCAAGACUAAACAUGGCAGGACUGUAGAAUUCAAGUCCAACAUCAAAAGUAGGUUACCUAAAUGGAAGGUAGGUGAACAACUGCUCCAGAUCCUGAGACUCCUGAGAAGUUUCAAAUGUAGCAAUGUAGUAAAAUGGUUAAUUGUAACUUUGUAUUGAGUUGGAAUCUCUAAAGCACAACAUCAUCCGAUAUGUUAAAGGGGAACUUCGUUUUUUUUCAACCUGGGGUCUGUUUUCAUAUGUCAUUUCAUAUGAAAACACAAGUUUUGGCGCGAGCUCUUGCGCGAUUUCGGAACGAUAUUUGCUUUCUGGCAUCCUGAGAUUUGGAUACAGACCACAACAGAGCGAUCGCCAGGUAAUGUGGAGGUUUUCCUUUACUUCUCAUCUCUAGUAUGUUGUGGGACACUCGUUGAGACUGUCCGAGCCGGUCAGUGUGGGGAAAAAAGCACGUUAGGGCAGACUUUGACGCGGGGGGGCCAGCUGCCCCAUACUUUUCGCUAGCUGAGCUGCUAGCUGAGCUGCUAAGCUGCCUGCCUGGCUAAAUACUGGAGCUAUGUCGAAAAUUCAUUUCUCCAUCACUCACAUGUAUGAAAUGACAUAUGAAAACAGACCCCAGGUUGAAAAAAAAAAACAAAGUUCCCCUUUAAUUCUUCGAUUGGAUUUAUAUGUCGCAGUUUUAGUUCAACAGAGACGUUUUAGUGCAAUAGUCUAGUCCUCCUUUUUUCAGCCCUGCUAGGAUAGGAAAUGACAGUUGGAUUCAGCAUGUUUGCACUACCAUGCGAGUACGUUGGCACGCUGGCAUCUACCACAUUUACCACAAUGCACUGCAGUAUUUAAACAUAGCCUUAUUGAACUGCUAGCAUGGCUGUUGUGGAUGUGCUUUAAGAACAGGAUUCUGCAUUCAAACCUGGUGCCAACUGACUUGCACUGAGGAUUGCAGGCGCAUCAGCAAAAAACAUUUCCUAACUUCCACAUUUGUGUCCAUGUUGUUAACCUGAGACAAUAUUUUCUGGAAACUUUGGUUGUGGUCUCAAUUUUCUCUGAACAAAAGUGACAAAAGUGCUGGAAAAGGACUUCAUCGUUGGUCUAUUGGUCAUAAAACUCUUUUCCAGCUCCAUUAUGACGAUUGUUGGUUACAGUGUUUCUAUAGCUACAGGUUUUUAAAGCUGUAUUUCUAAAAGACUAGUGUAGUAAAUCAAUUAUCUAAGUUGAAACACUACCCAGCCUACUUCAUUGCAAAUGCAUGUCAGGCAUCCUUAACAUGUCCUUCAUCCCCUGCAAUAGUUGAAAUGGGGGGGGGGGGAAUUCUUUUACAGUGCAUAUUUUAAACAUGUUCUGAAAGGCGUUCAUUGCGUUGUUCUACACACAUGGUAGCAGAAAUUGCUGUGCAGUUGAAGAAAUGUAGCUUAAAGGAGAAAUUUAAAUUCAGGCUAUUUUCAAAUCAAAUCAAAACUUUAUUUACAUAGCACUUUUUAUACAAGAAAUUGCAAUACAAAGUGCUUUACAGAUUAAAAACGAUGCCUCACCUUCUACCCGUUCCACCCCCCCAACCCCCCGAACCCACACAGUACAAAGAAGACACAAAGGAACACUCAAACUUCUCCACCACCCACCCCCACCCCCAACCCCAACCCACCCCGCAAACAUGCAGAGAAGUGACUGUCAUUAAAAUAGUUAACAUAGGGCUGGGUACAGACGAACCAGGUGAGGAAACACCACCUGAGAAGCCGUCUGCAUUUCUCACCUCUGCACAGCUGGCCAGUCACUGUGUGAAGUGGGUACAAAGGUCAAAGUGUUGGACACACUUCAUUAUUUCAGCUGAUACUGUGCUUGCAAGGUGCAUAUUAUUAAAUGAAAUGAUGUUUAGAGGGCCUCUCCACUCAUUGAUUAAACCCUAAAAGCUCAUCCCUGUAUAUCAGAGUUACGUAUUUAUGAGGCUUUUUUUUUUACAUGAAAAUAAUCCAUUCAUGCCUUCAGUGGUGUUUCUUUGAGAAUGUGCAGAUUUCUAAAGUUCCCACUCACCUCUGACUGUUCAAAUGCUUUAAAAAUACUUGAUAUGAUACAGAGCACUUUCCAAAAUCCUCCUGACAAAGUGAUUGACAAGACAGAAAAAUGAAUAGGCAUGUUGUAAAUUUGUCAAGUUUUAAAAGACAAAUGAAGUUUUGUGUAUAAUAAAACUUUUUUUGAAAAGGUAAAAAUAUUUCAUUUUUUUAAAAGGCAGUUCAAAGGAAAUCUAAGUAAAAUCAGAGAAGGUUCUCUGAUAAAAGUAUGUUUCAGGAAGAGACUUUAAAGAGGUCACUGACUUAACUGACUUGAUUUCCUCAGGCAAAUCCUUCCAGAGGGGCCCUGACUGCAGUUACUGUCCUCUUUAGCUUUCAGUUGGCCAGUGGAACAGACAAAAGACAGCUGGCCGAGGAUCUCAAAGUGCAUUUAUACUACCGCUCAAAAGUUUGAGUUCACUUAGAAAUGUCCUUAUUUUUGAAAGAAUGGCAGUUUUUUUUUUUUCAGUGAAGAUAACAUAAAAUCAGUCUAGACAUUGUUAAUGUGGUAAAUGACUAUUCUAGCUGGAAACGGCUGAUUUUUAAUGGAAUAUCUACAUAGGGGUACAGAGGAGCAUUUCCAGCAACCAUCACUCCUGUGUUCUAAAUGCUAGUACAUUGUGUUAGCUAAUGGUGUUGAAAGGUUAAUUGAUGAUUAGAAAACCCUUGUGCAAUUAUGUUAGCACAUGAAUAAAAGCGGGAGUUUUCAUGGAAAACAUGAAAUUGUCUAGGUGACCCCAAACUUUUGAACGGUAGUGUAUGGGCAUACAGUACUACGAGGUCAGAGAUAUAGCUUGUAGAUAGACAGUUAAGGGCCUUUAAACGUAAUCAGUAAAAUUCUCAAAUCUGUCCUGAUGCAUACUGGGAGCCAGUGCAAAGAGGCCCAAACAGGAAUGAUGAGACCCCACCUCUUUGUUCUGUAUAAAAGCCUUGCAGUUGAGUUCUGCACAGUCCAUCAGUAGAUUCUUGAUUCAGCGAGGUGAAAAUGAUGUUGGAGUAGUUCAGAUAUGGUGAGCUAAAAACACGCAAAAGGGUCUCUGUGUCUUCAAAAGUUAACAUAGAUGAUUUUUUGAAAAUUAGACGAUAAAACAUAUUUGUGGAAGCUUUGUGAUGUGCUGAUUAGAUUACUGUCAAACCUGACACAAGGUUUAUUUACAACAAAUUUAAUGUGGUCUGAAAUGGAGUCAGCUGAUAUCAGAAUCUGUUUCUCCAUGUGCUGUGGCCCAGUAAUUAGAAUCUCUGUUUUAUCUGAGUCCAGAUACACAAUGGCAAGCUGUAAUAUUAGAGUGAAUCAGAUAUGCAUGUUUAAACUGGAAACUAAGUGUGAGGGGGAAUAAUGGUACGGCAAGUGUCACUCUGUGAGCUGAAAGCUUUGGUUCCUGAUGUUUAUGUUUGAAACCUUGGAAUACUGAAUCCAUGUUUUUGAGACGGUCGUCAGUAUGCUGCAGUUUCAACGUGGAAAUGCUCAUCCACAAUGUUUACUGCCUAUUUUAGUAAGUAUUUGUCUGCUAGCAUUUAAAAAAACACAACUUAUGGACUUGAUAACACGGUUUUAAAAAAGGAAACACUAAGGAUUUUCAGCAGAGGGGUUUUCUUGAUUAUAUCACCACACAGCAAUUCUUACCAUUAAUCAUUUCAGUGGAGGAAUACUGUGCAUAAUGAUCAGAAGGAUUAAAGAAUCCUUGGACUUUUGGAGCCCAACUGCUAUUUUUUGCAUAAGAAACUCCUGGCAGGUAAAUUCAUCUUUGCCAGUCAAUCAAAUAAAAUCAAUUUGAUGUUGCUGAAUUGUGUUUCACUCAUACAAAUGACUUCAUUUACUGAACCAUUUAUUGGCUGUAUAUUUUUGCUUGGCAUACAACAACACUUAACCUCCCCUUGUUUACCAAUCAAGGAGUUGAAAUGGGAAUUAUAUGACCACACUGAUAAAGUAAUAUGUAAUAUAAAUUCCAUUUAAACGGUACAAUGUGUAAUAAUUGCAGUUAUUAUCAAUGGGGUGUGAUGAAGGGCAGAGGCAAAGCUUACUGUCUUGACAAAAUCUUACCGUUACCUUGCCAAUGAUAGAACAUAAUGAGAUGUCAGUGUGCAAAAUGCUAUUUGAGGAAUGAUGUUCAGUCAGCGUCUAUUUUUCUAUUUUCCUGCCUGCUCUCUCUCCUCUGUGGUCUUCUGCCGUGAAACUCACCGUGGAGAUGGAAUGUGACGUGCAAUGAAGAUUUGCUUAAUUUACCCAAAUAAAUGAGAUUUUAUAAGCC
Acanthochromis polyacanthus (spiny chromis) is the source of this 10624-nucleotide messenger RNA. Its product is annotated as kinase non-catalytic C-lobe domain-containing protein 1. The transcript has 31 exons. Lineage: Eukaryota; Metazoa; Chordata; Actinopteri; Pomacentridae. Gene Ontology annotation, molecular function: guanyl-nucleotide exchange factor activity. Bases 481 to 5904 code for a protein of 1807 amino acids. The record is from RefSeq and is a predicted model, not a curated record. Gene Ontology annotation, biological process: small GTPase-mediated signal transduction.